This is a messenger RNA of Drosophila takahashii, 1904 nucleotides long. RefSeq names its product natalisin (gene natalisin). NCBI's taxonomy places the organism in Eukaryota, Metazoa, Arthropoda, Insecta, Diptera, Drosophilidae. The record is from RefSeq and is a predicted model, not a curated record.
GAGUGAAAUAAAAAUUGGAACAACUUCGAGACUGGAGUUUCUGAGUCCGAGUCGCGACCAAAGCCAAGGCGAUCCAAGCGGCAGACAGCAUGAGACUCACGUUGGCCUGGCUCAGCGUCUGCCUGGCGAUUUAUUGCGGUGGUGGCCAUGGCCAUGGCAAUGUGGUCCUAUCUUUGCCACCAUCGCUUAUCGCCACGGCAACGAAGGCGGCCUUGAGCCACCAACGGCAGCAGCAGCAGCAGCAGCAGCAUCAGCAGAAAAAGGAUGCACGCGUCCUGUUUGACAGCCCCGCCGAUGCACUGCGCGAUAUGCUGCACAACGGCAACGGAGCAAUGGAUUCAGGAAAAUUCAGCCUUCCCGAUGUGGAGCAGCCGGCACCGCAGCAGUCUGAGGAUUUUAAUCGAAACGCAGAUGAUUUAGGGGCCAGGCAAUCAGCGCCGCAGGAAAUUGCAAUGGGAAUGGGACUCGGCAUGGGGAUGGGAAUGGGAAUGGGACUAUCGCCCAACCACUAUCGGGCCACGCCCCCUCACCGGUAUUGGGGCAAUCGUUGCCAGGGUCGAUCCGGAGCAUCCACCAAAUGUCCGCAGGAGUACUAUCGCACCAUGCUGGCGGCCAGGAACAAAGAGGCCCUGGCCCGCCUUCACUUGCAGCUAAGUUCAAUGCAGGAUUCUGAAUCCGACUCUGAGGCUCAGAGCUCCUCGGAUUCCUCGGAGGAGGAAGUCGACGACGAGGAGCAGAGCAACAAUGAAGUCUUUAUGCUGCUGACUGGCGAACAGGAUCUCAUCAAGUUCCUGCACUGGGCCAUGCAGCUCCUCUACCCCAUUCAGCGUCCUCUGGGCAAUCUGAGUGAUGGGGCUGCCGAGAACUAUCAUCCUGGGAUGUUCCUGUGGAAGAAGCUGAACCUGUCGGGUCAUCUGGAACCACCGCUAAUUGUGGACGAACCUCAAUAUGUGCUGGUGAGAAGGGAAAAGCUCUUCGAUGGCUAUCAACUUGGAGAAGAUGUGAGCAAGGAGAACGAUCCUUUCAUUCCACCCCGAGGUCGCAAGCACAACUCGCCGGAUCUGGAGGUCCUGAUGAACCGAUACGAACCCUUUGUCCCGAAUCGCGGCAAACGCGACAAGGUCAAGGAUCUGUUCAAGUAUGACGACCUUUUCUAUCCGCACCGCGGCAAGAAGCACCGCAACCUCUUCCAAGUGGACGACGAUCCCUUCUUCGCCACCCGGGGCAAGAAGCUGCAGCUCCGGGAUCUUUACAACAGCGACGAUCCAUUCGUUCCGAAUCGCGGCAAGCGGCACUUGACAGCCUUCGGUGGCGGGAAAUUCGGGGAGCGGGAACGGGUGGCGGGUGGAAAAUGGUCGGAUGACAGCGACAACAACUGGCCGCAAAGAAUGUCAACGCAUAAAAUUAAUGGUUACGAUCAAUCAGUCAGGCCAUCACUGUCAAUGGAGGAUGCUGCUGCCUUAGCCGCUUCUUGGCGACUGCCCGCUAAUAGAUUGCACUCGACAAGAUCAAUGUCAGCCGAUCUGCAGCAGCAGCAAUUGCUGUUGCCCCAUGUCCGCUUCAUUGGCAGUCCGAACAUGCGCCAGCAGCAGGUGAAAACAUCAUCCUGGCCAGGAGAGGAGCGCCUCCGGAGAUCCAUCCCCACCCCAGGCAAACACGGCGAACACGACGGACAAAACGAUGCCCACGAGACACAAUUAACGCAAUCGCACCCGGCUAAUCCACAUUUGGACACUGAUUCGGACAUCUUGAACAUUUAAAUGCGGCGAGCGAGCUUCGGUUUCGGUUUUGGUUUCGGCCUUUUCGGUUUUUCAGUUUUCAGUUUCGGCUUGGGGCACCUUUUUCCUCGACUCAUGUAGACAGAACUAUAUGGCACACAAUAAAGUACAGCAUGCAAUUGAUUU